This is a messenger RNA of Setaria italica (foxtail millet), 1683 nucleotides long. Its product is annotated as alkylated DNA repair protein alkB homolog 8. Gene Ontology annotation, molecular function: tRNA binding; S-adenosylmethionine-dependent methyltransferase activity. Gene Ontology annotation, cellular component: nucleus; cytoplasm. The transcript is spliced from 3 exons. The coding region runs from base 270 to 1412 and encodes 380 amino acids. The record is from RefSeq and is a predicted model, not a curated record. NCBI's taxonomy places the organism in Eukaryota, Viridiplantae, Streptophyta, Magnoliopsida, Poales, Poaceae. Gene Ontology annotation, biological process: tRNA wobble uridine modification.
AAACACGCACGGCACGACGCCGCCGCCCAUCCCGCCCGCCUGCAACGACGACCUCACGGCACCCGCACCUGCCAAGGGCCCAGCCGGCGGCAACACAGCGGCGAGCCUCCGCUUCCGCUCCACACCUCCAACUUCCGCCUGGUCACGCGGCAGAUUCCGCGCGACCGCCGCCGCCACCCGCCGGGACCUCCUCGUCCUCGUCCUCUUGCUAGUCGCGGCGUCCGCCGUCCUCCAGUCCGCGACGACCUCCCGGGCCUGCGGGGGCUUGCAUGAUACAAGUUUUUUCGGGGAUAACAGCAAGAAACCUUCGUGGAGCCAUACAUGCUUCUAAUCUGUACAGUGUAAGCAUUCAGCACAAAGAAUUCUUUUGCUGGAAGCCAACGUAUCAACAUAUUAGCACCAACAACUCAAUGAGGCCAAAUGAUGUGAUUGAGGCUCAGGACAUGGUGCCUGCUGAAGGAAACCGCAGUUGCUCCUCAAGUGUUCAAUCCACUCCAGAAAUUGAGAAGAAGUAUGUGCAUCGUGUCUAUGAUGCCAUAGCUCCUCAUUUCAGUGCAACAAGAUUUGCUAAAUGGCCCAAGGUUGCAGAAUUCUUGAAUUCCCUGAGGCCAGGGUCAGUUGUACUGGAUGCUGGCUGUGGUAAUGGCAAGUAUUUGGGCUUUAACCCUGAUUGUUUCUUCAUAGGAUGCGAUAUAAGCCCACCUCUUAUUGAGAUAUGUGCUGGGAGAGGGCAUGAGGUGUUGGUCGCUGAUGCUGUCAACCUCCCGUACAGGGAUAAUUUUGGUGAUGCAGCAAUUUCAAUUGCUGUGCUGCAUCAUUUAAGUACUGAUGAAAGGCGGAGGAAGGCCAUAGAAGAGCUGAUCCGUGUUGUUCGGAGAGGUGGUCUGGUGCUCAUAACAGUCUGGGCUAGGGAGCAGGAAGACAAGUCAUUGCUCAACAAGUGGACUCCCCUUUGUGAGAAGUAUAAUGAAGAGUGGGUUGAUCAGAGCAGUCCUCCAGUACGCAGUCAAUCUGCAACUCUUCUGGAAAGCAUUGCAGAAACUGAUGAAGAUGCUGGUGUAAUGAAGCAAGCAGAUGAUCGAUUGAAAAAAUGUCACGAUUCCAUGGAGGAUAAAACCAUUGCAGCCUGUAGUAAUACAGAUACUGAUGAGAAGGAGACAAACCAGCAGGAGUACUUCGUUCCGUGGCACCUACCAUUUCACCGAGCUGAAAUUGGUGGUGCAUCUGCUGCUGCUCUUGAGAAUGGAUUUGCAAAGAAAGAUGAGAAGAAGGGCACAGUGGUCUACAAUCGCUAUUAUCAUGUCUUUGUUGAAGGAGAACUUCAAAGAUUAGCCUCUGGCAUAAAGAACACUGCUAUUGUUGACCAGUUCUAUGACAAAUCCAACUGGUGCAUUGUUCUCGAGAAGCUUUGAGCUGCAGUCAAAAGGGAUGGCAGAAGUAGUCAUCUGAAGCUGGUAUUUGUAAGGAGCGUCAGUGGUAGGCGAGCUAACUGUUUUGAGCUCAAAAUGUAUGAGGCUGACGCAACCAACCUUUUGUUCGAUACUUGCCGAUUCUGCAUCGGAAUUGUUAAGACUUAUCUUACGUCAGAUUGCUCAAUAUUUUGAGGGCCAUCUGGACUUGUAAAUUUUUUUUGCUGUAUCACGUUGAUGUCAUAAUUCAUAAUUUAGCAUGGUUGCUUGUACA